This is a messenger RNA of Lytechinus variegatus (green sea urchin), 5066 nucleotides long. RefSeq lists its product as uncharacterized. The transcript is spliced from 4 exons. Gene Ontology annotation, molecular function: protein binding. The coding region runs from base 349 to 1899 and encodes 516 amino acids. NCBI's taxonomy places the organism in Eukaryota, Metazoa, Echinodermata, Echinoidea, Temnopleuroida, Toxopneustidae. The record is from RefSeq and is a predicted model, not a curated record.
CUUCGGUUAACCGGAUACGGUACGAAAUAAGCGGAGCUGCAGCUGAUGAUGGCGCCUUGGUUGAUGUAUUUACGGUACCAACGCCUCCAGGGAAGGAAACUUCAAACAAUCUCGCCUUUUCCUCUCCUGACCAGAACCCUGAGCUUUUUCUUCAACUUGGCUUAUCAGUGUCGUAUGAGAAUCCCUACCAUUGUCUUUGUGGGUCUUCUUGCAUUCGAUGUGCGCCUCCAGCUCCAGAUCAAUGUAGUCCAGAUUUAACAUCUUAAAUAUGUAGUAUCUACAAAUUGCUCUCCUCCACUAAACAUAAGAAGUCUUUUUUUGUAUCAGAACUUGGUAUAUUAUUCCACCAUGACAAGAAGUGUGAAAGAUCUGCGAGAACUUAUUUGUGUAUCAAGACUCUCAAUACGAGAUGAUGACGAUGAUGACUAUGACCUUUCCAGACCUCUUAGUUCUUUGAGCAUCUAUGGGGAAAGGUCUGCAGGGCUUGUCAACGGAAAUGGAGAUUACCUCCAGAGAGCAGAUGUACAGAGAGCUCAAGGAGCCAGUGAAAGUGUGUUUGCUGUACCGAGACCUCCAUCAAGCUCCAAAGGAGGCUCACGAUUGAAAUCAGGGAAGAGACCUCAGUCGGCACACAGCAAAUCACUCUCCGAACAUUCUAGUUUCAACUUCCGCAAGGGUUCUGUGCCAUUACCACCAGUCGGAGGAAGUUCUAGGCCAGGGUCCAACAGCAGCUCAGGUAGUGAUAGGCCAGGAAGCGGGGAAAGUGCCAGGAGUAACUUUGAUCAUGUUCUGCAGUACUUGACUGAGGCUUCCGUCACAGAAUGGCUCGAAAGGACCACUCAGAUGCUAAACGAACUAACAGAUUGGUGUAAUAAUCUGGAUAAUUUUGUGGAUUUUGCACAGUUUUGGUUGACAGAAUUCCCAGAAAACCAGCGCCUGGAGAUCUACAAACUUGAAAUCAGCAUUGUAGCUGAUGAGCUUGUUGCUGCCUUUGGAGAUGCAUACGUCCAAGGAAAAGUCCACCCUUCAGAUAUCAGUGGUAUCAUUUCAGCCAUCCUCCAAGAGUACCCAAACAAAUUAUGCAGUGCACAGGGAGGUCAUGUUUUCCUUGAUAUCUUGGACACCAUCACAUCUCAAAAGACUCAGGUUUACAGAAGGCUCUUGACAGACACAAGGAUAUCGACAAAGAACAGCACUUAUGCUCAGAGUCUACUGGCUCUCAGGGCAUUUUCACUUCUGAGCAUAUGGAGCAGUGUUGUUCAUUUCUACAAGAGAGUAACCGAUCAGGCUACUGGAGCUGAAGGUGGUGAGAAGCCACUUGAGAAGAAGUCCACAGGUCACGGAGAGCCUGUCGCCCAGCAGAGGCUAUUCAAAUCUGUGCAGAAGGGGUACGUGAGUGUCAUCUAUUACUACUUGAGGAAUGGAAGAGUGAAGCUGGAUGUGAAGGAUGAUCAUGGAAGGACACUCACCUUUGCUGCUGUUCUGGCCAAUCAGAGCAGUGUUCUGCAUUAUCUUAUCACAAAGCACAAAGUUGCGCUUCCGGUCAAUGAAGCUGGUGAAUCAGGCAACACUCCGUUACACACGGCAGCCAACUGGAACUAUGUGGACUGUAUCCAAGUCCUUCUCACCAAGGGAAAUGCUGACGUCAACAUAACCAAUCCAGAAUGUGACAAUGCCACCCCACUUCAUGUUGCUGUUAUGCAAGGUCACGUGGAAGCAACCAAGAUGUUGGUGUCUGCAGGUGCGAAUGUGACGGCCAGCAUGAAUGGCAUCACUCCUCUACAGCUGGCCACAGAUAUGGGGCAUGGAGAGAUCAGAAAGUUACUUUUGACGAAAUCAGGGCUUGGUGACUACCAUGAUGAAGCUAUGGAUGUUGCUGAUGGGGAAGAUGAUGCAUAGAUCCGUCUUCAUGGAGGAAGUCCACUCUGGUGUACAGGGCAUCCCGUAAAAAAAAGGAAUCUAUCUUUCAUAUAGAUAUCACAUCAUUGAAUAUGACAUUAUUCUUCUACACCUAGCUACGGAUAUGGGGUAUGGAAAGAUCAGAAAACUGCUCUUGACGAAAUCAGGGCUCGAUGACUUCCAUGAUGAAGCGAUGGAUUUCGCUGAUGGAGUGGAGGAUUAGAUCCGCAUAUAAAAAGUAGAAGACUUUUUAUAUGCCUUUAUAAAAUCGGAUAAAGAUUGUAGUAAAUCACAAAUAUCUAAAGGACAUGUCCACCACAACAAAAAGUUGAUUUGAAUAAAAAGAGAAAAAUCCAACAAGCAUUACACUGAAAAUUUCAUCAAAAUCAAAAUAAAAAAAAGGUGUUUUUUUAAGUGAAUUUCUCAAAACCGUUAUAUAAAGUGUUACUUAUCGGGGCUGGUGUUGGGGCAGUGGCGGUAAUUUAGUUUGAGGUUUUAGGGGUUUUCCCCCCUUUUGAGCAUCAUCAUAUCCAUCCAUUGUAGGCUCUGUACCUAUCACCGGUGAUGUAAUUUAAGUCUUUCAUUAUUAAAGUGUGUUACUCUUGCAUAAACUCCACAAUCUGGUAUUGCACUGUUAAAACAAUUCAGUCUUCGCUGUUGUGUUUAACUGUAAACUUCAUUAUAUGUCAGGGUUCCCAGCCCAUCAGGGAAAAUUAUUUUACUUUUUUCCAGUCAGGGAAAAAUCAGAGAAUUUGAUUUUUAAAAAUACCUCAAAUCAGGGAAUUUUGAUUGUUACAAAAGUCGAAAGCUCGGUAGUCAGUCAGACUCUUGUUAUAUUUUGUUGCAUAUCAAAACAACAUCCAUUGAAUGACUGGUUAUGGUGGUUUUUUAGUGUUUAAUGAUUAGUUUUACAUUACAGUAUUGUUUUUAUACUGAAAAUACAUGUAAUUCACUGCAACAACUUAGAAAACAUGCAAAACUGGAAAUGGGUUUAAAUGAUUAUCAGUAAGUUUUUAAACUUCAUCAGGGAAGUUUGUUUUUCUUGAAAAGCUGGGAACCCUGUUAUCCUUACUUUAGAGUGCACAGAGCCAGGGUAAAUACUUUAAUAUUUUGUUCAGAUUAAUGAUAAUUGAUACAUUAAAAAAAUCAUGUCUAAAGUUGUUUUUCUUGUUAUUGGCUGUUAGUUUGAAAUUGAAUCUUGUACCGAUGUACAUUUAUUUUGAAUAUUUCAUCAUUUGUGUGAUUUUUGUUUUUUCUUCAGAUUCCUUGGUCCUUUGGAAAUCCUGUUCAGCAAAAUGCCUUACCACUAGACUUGUACUAAGUCCUGUACAUUAUUUUUUUUUUCGCUUCAAAUUUUGGACUACCUGGUCCCCUCUCUUUCUUUGCAGAAAGUUUUGUAGAUUGAUGAGAAAGACAAUGAAUUGGGAUAUAACAAAUUUAAAGCUUGUAUCCUAGAACUGUUGUCAAACAUUAUAUUUUAAUAAUGAUUAGACUGACGAGAGAUAAGCUUUGAAAAUAUUAUUAUUUUGGGAUCGUGAUUUUUAGCCCCUUUGAAGAGUUGAUUUGCCGAGUCUAAUCCUCAAGAUAUUUGACACAGUGCGAUAACAAUGGGCUGCACACACAAACGUUUUGACCGCUUGAGAAUGCAUCGCACUGAUUAACUGUUCCAUCAUUUAUAAUUUUGUGAAAUUUACCGCUAGUAGCACAGGGCCAUUUAACAUGAAAUGUACAAACAACUUAAUUAAGUUGUUGAUUAAUUGUAAUUGUAAGUUUGGUUGCAAACCAAAUUGUGUAAAGGCUGCAAGGUCUUUGUUGUAUAAAAACUUUUAAAAAAAGAUGGUAACUACAAUGGAAUCCUAGAGUUUGAUUGGGUGUGGAGACCUGAUACUGUGGCAGCUGCAAUUGUGGCACAGUUGCCAUAGUUAAGUCUUUACUAAAUGGGACCUGGUUGCAGAAAUAACAUCUUUUGUAAUCUUAUAUUUCAUGUUUGUAGGUUAUUUAAAAAUAAAAGAUGGUAAUGAAGCAUGUGAUUGUAGUGAACACAGGUCCAAAUUGUACCAAUAACUCAAAAGAAAAUUUAUUUCUACAGGAUUUCGAGAUUGGUAUGUAAAAAAAAAUCUUGUAAAGUGUAAAAAAAGGCUUAACAUAAAAUAAGGUACACUGUCAUCUUGAAGGAAAAUUUUAUCUUAUUUUUAAUCUGAAUCUAUAUUUAGAAUGAUGUACAGUUGAAAAAAAUAUGUCUAUUUUUGAAAUACUUUCUUCCUGCCACAAAUUUGACAUUGUUAUCAAAGAUUAAUCCUUAGAAUAGAUUAUUUAUGUUGCCUUGUAAUUGUCAUUUGUCAUCUAUAUAGAGUUUUGAUGUUUCACUACUGAAAUUAUAUUUACAAAGCUUGGUAUACAUUUUGCAAAUAUCUUUGAAAGAACAAUACACUGAUACAUAAACUAUUAUUGUUUUUUUUUAAUUAUUUGAAAUGCAUACUAUAAUAAUUUACAAGUUUCAUUUAUAGAACAAACAGCUAAAAUCAAUGUAUUAGCCUGUAGUUUAGCAAUAACAUGUGAGUAAAAAAAAAACUUGACACCUCAAAAAACCCCAAUUUAAGGAGAAAUUAUGUCAUGAUUGUAAAAUAUGGCCUGAAAGAGUAUGUUCUCCCAAAUAAUUUGAUACCACAUUUAUGUGUUAACGCUUGUAUGAUCAGGAGGUAUUCUUUGCAGCGAUGUAAAUAUUGAUUUGCGCCAAAGUAAGGCAUGACUGCGGUGAAUGAAUCCAGAUGUCAAUGAUGUCAUAAUCCUACAGCGGUUGCAUUAACAUCCAUUUCAAAACACCCGUUCAAUAAUUUACAAUGUAAUUGUUUAAUAAACACUUUAUAAAAUCAAUUCUCAACUUAACGUCCUGGCAAAUAUGUUUAACUCAUGUAGGAUUAUAUCAGGAUUCAUUCAUUGUGGUCAUGCCUUUGGCUCAAGUCAAAAUUGACAUCACUGUGAAGAAUAACUACUGAUUAUCCAAUGGUUAACACAUACCACAUAAACAUGGUAUCAAUUUUCCAGCCAUAAAUAAUGAUAAUGCGUUUAUAACAUUUUUUUCAUUUUUUUCCUGUAAAAUGGGGAUUUUGUGUCAUGUUUUAGGACUCGCAUGGUAUAAGAAUACAUACACAAAAUUCCAUUCAGUG